GUCUCCGGAAUCCCCAGGCCUGGAGGGGGGUCUGCGCGCGGCCGGCUGGGCUCUGCUCGCUCCCCGUCCGGUCCCGAGCGGGGCCUCCCUCGGGCCAGCCCGAUGUGACCGGGGUCCAGCGGAGCCUGAGCAAGGAGCGGGUCCGUCGCGGAGCCGGAGGGCGGGAGGAACAUGACAUCGCGGAGAUGGUUUCACCCAAAUAUCACUGGUGUGGAGGCAGAAAACCUACUGUUGACAAGAGGAGUUGAUGGCAGCUUUUUGGCCAGGCCCAGCAAAAGCAACCCUGGAGACUUCACCCUUUCCGUCAGAAGAAAUGGAGCUGUCACCCACAUCAAGAUUCAGAACACUGGCGAUUACUAUGACCUGUAUGGAGGGGAGAAGUUUGCCACUUUGGCUGAGCUGGUGCAGUAUUACAUGGAACAUCACGGGCAACUGAAAGAGAAGAAUGGAGACGUGAUUGAGCUCAAAUAUCCUCUGAACUGUGCCGAUCCUACCUCUGAGAGGUGGUUUCAUGGACACCUCUCUGGGAAAGAAGCAGAGAAAUUACUGACCGAAAAGGGAAAGCAUGGCAGCUUCCUCGUACGAGAGAGCCAGAGCCACCCUGGAGAUUUCGUCCUCUCUGUCCGCACUGGCGAUGACAAAGUGGAGAGCAAUGAUGGCAAGUCCAAGGUGACCCACGUCAUGAUUCGCUGUCAGGAACUGAAGUACGAUGUUGGUGGAGGAGAGCGCUUUGAUUCUCUGACAGAUCUGGUGGAGCACUACAAGAAGAACCCCAUGGUUGAAACUCUGGGCACUGUGCUACAACUUAAGCAGCCUCUCAAUACAACUCGUAUUAAUGCUGCUGAAAUAGAAAGCCGGGUUCGAGAACUAAGCAAACUAGCUGAGACCACAGAUAAGGUCAAGCAAGGCUUUUGGGAAGAAUUUGAGACUCUACAGCAACAGGAGUGCAAACUCCUUUACAGCCGGAAAGAGGGUCAGAGGCAAGAAAAUAAGAACAAGAAUAGAUAUAAAAACAUCCUGCCCUUUGAUCACACCAGGGUCGUGCUCCACGACGGGGACCCCAAUGAGCCAGCCUCGGAUUACAUCAACGCAAACAUCAUCAUGCCUGAAUUUGAAACCAAGUGCAACAAUUCAAAGCCGAAGAAGAGUUACAUUGCCACCCAGGGCUGCCUGCAGAACACAGUGAAUGACUUCUGGCGGAUGGUGUUCCAAGAGAACUCGCGUGUGAUCGUCAUGACAACGAAAGAGGUGGAGCGAGGGAAGAGUAAAUGUGUCAAAUACUGGCCUGAUGAGUACGCCCUAAAAGAAUACGGAGUGAUGCGUGUUAGAAACGUCAAGGAAAGCGCUGCUCAUGACUAUACCUUACGAGAACUUAAACUUUCAAAGGUUGGACAAGCUCUACUCCAGGGGAAUACAGAGAGAACGGUCUGGCAGUACCACUUUCGGACCUGGCCUGACCACGGCGUGCCCAGUGAUCCUGGAGGCGUGCUGGACUUCCUGGAGGAGGUCCACCACAAGCAGGAGAGCAUCAUGGACGCAGGCCCGGUUGUGGUCCACUGCAGUGCUGGAAUUGGCCGCACCGGGACGUUCAUUGUGAUUGAUAUCCUCAUUGACAUCAUCAGAGAGAAAGGUGUCGACUGUGACAUUGACGUGCCCAAGACCAUUCAGAUGGUGCGGUCCCAGAGGUCAGGGAUGGUCCAGACGGAAGCCCAGUACCGCUUUAUCUACAUGGCUGUCCAGCACUACAUUGAAACACUACAGCGCAGGAUCGAGGAGGAGCAGAAAAGCAAGAGGAAAGGGCAUGAAUACACCAAUAUUAAGUAUUCCCUAGCGGACCAGACAAGUGGAGAUCAGAGUCCCCUUCCGCCUUGCACCCCAACGCCACCGUGUGCAGAGAUGCGAGAAGAUAACGCCAGAGUCUACGAGAAUGUGGGGCUGAUGCAGCAGCAGAAAAGCUUCCGGUGAGAGGAGGCACCUGACUUCAGCACAGGACUCGCUAUAAAGGGAUUAAACAUCCUUACUUCUCCCCAGAUGUCAACUUUUGCCGUCUCCCUGAAAAGAUCCAGAGCAGUCACAAGAAAGUUGACAUGAAGAAUGAAUUCGAAUUGGCAAGGCCUGCGUUAACUGUGGCUGACUGCCUUUGGAGAAGCAAAAUUUGAAACCAUUUGAAGACCACUGUAUUCUAACUCCACAGUUCAUUUCCUCAGAUAAGAAGAAACCAUCUCUACAAUGUAGAUGUUGUGACAUUUUCUAGAAUUUCGUUUUAAAUUGAGGAAGCAGUUCAGCUGUGCUCUGUAUUUUGCAGGUUUAUAUGGGGAUUCAAGUUCUAGUUAUGGGUGGUUUUGUAAUUGCAUUUUUUCUUUUUAUAACCCUAUGUUGUUUUGUUUUCCUCUUGGUGGAGCACAUUAGGGUGCUUGUAAGCAGAAGUAGUUUGGGAAGACUAGGUCACAACUUCUUUGAGAGAGGAGGACAGUUUCCUUGACCGUCGCUACUAUGUGAGUCAGUUUUGUGUCACUCGGAUGGAAUCCUGCAGACGGGGUGAUUUGUCAUGAACUGAGACCAGGAAGUUGGAGAUCGACGGCCUACAGGUGAGGGCCUGUUUAUACCAGAACACAACGGAAGCCGUCACCUGCCGGAAGAGGGCCAGAGAGGACCGAGGGUGCUCCUUCCAACAGGACCCACUCUCAGAAGAACAAACCCACCCCCAUUUGCUUAGAGGGGGCAGAGCCCUCACGGCCUAGGCCCAAGGUCCUCAUUGUCAGCACUGUUGCACUGGGGAUUCGGUUUCCGGCACGUGAACUCUGGGGGACUUUGUCAAACAGUAGCUGUGAUCCACUGGGCGAUGCUUUUUUUUUGGGGGGGAUGAAUUAGGCCAUCAGCUGAGAUAGAAUUUGACCAUCUCCCUUUGCACUAUCCUUGAUUAAUAUUGGGGAAAAUCAUGGGAAUGCAUGAAUUAGGGUAAGAGCUGUCUUUCUCUUCUUGACCUACAACCAGUGACCAUUCAGCUGCUGACUGCGAAGGUUGUGGUGGGCCAUAUUUUCUUUGCAUUUGAGCGAUUGUCUUGUGUUUAGGAAGAAAAGACAUCCAUGGAUGACUAGCAUUUUGGUUAUCCAAUAUGGCUGACAAACUGCUACCCUUAAACGUAGUGGCUUGAUACAGCACUGUCCCCUCCCCACAGUCCUAGCGAUUGUUCAACUGAUCUUGCAGGUGGCUGGCUACUCCUAUGAGUGUCGAGUGGGCUGAGACCCGUGGCUGACUAGGCCACUCUCCGCAUGCAGUCCCCCUCGGGACCUCGCCAGCAGGGCAGCUAGACCUCUCCCAUGGCAGCUCCGAGCUCCCAAGGGUUCCACAGCAGAAGCAGCACCCAAGUCUUCGUGGGACCUCAGCUCAGAACUGCCACCACAUCUUCCCCCUCCGUGCAGGCUGACUGACGACUGAGGGCCCCCUGCCACAGGUCCAUGGCCAACCUCGCAGUGGAGGGCUCUGUUGGCAGCCACCAGUCUUUCCAACCCUCCUGAGCAGUGGCCAUGGAAACCCCAAGCGUGGUUGGCAGAGGCCACAGCUGCUGACACUGCUGUUCCCUGAGCUGCAAGUCAAAGUGAAAAAGAGAGGGCCUUUGAGAAACUUCCUGAGCCAGUUCUGGCAGCUUUGAGCCCAUUUCCUGAAGUUUCACUUGGACAAGCAGGUGUCCUAAGCCCCGAUGUAUGUAAGGGGACGGACCCCACGAGAGUAGAGCCAUCCUUUGGGAGAGCAUGAGCUGCUAUUGGGGCCAGUAGUUUUGGGUCAGGCCUUACACGUGCACACGUGUAGAUGGGCUGUGGGGAGAAGGGGCUCAGCCCUAGGGAGGCCUCCCAUCACACUGGCUGAGCUCAGUUGGGUUUGAACCAAGCAGUGAGAUUUGCUGAUGUUCUACCUUAAGUGCCUUCUCCAAAGACAUCCCCUUCGGCCUGAAGCCUCAGUGUCUCAGUGACAGUCUCCUGGGUAACCAUGAGGAAGCGCCAUGGCCCCUUGUGCCCGGAAGUCCUGGCCUCCUGACCCAGAUGCUUCUUGCUUUGGCUCCUGACAGGAAGGACUCAUGGUCCAGUUCCAGAAGUGCUCCCUUCUGGAGGUCUUUCAUUCCCUGGGAACCCCGAGACGGUUGAGCAGUGCAGUGGCCACCGCCAAAGCGUUCCUUCCCCCUCUCCUCCCCAUGACCUUUAACAUUGCUUCUGAAUACAGGUGUGGGCUGAAGGUGUUACUUAUUAGGAGAUGUAAUGACUGUGGUCUCAUCAAGCCUGUGAAGAGAGGGAUUCCAGCUCAGUGUCUGCGACCAGGGUCUUGAGUCUUGUUCUUUCCCUGGCAGUGUUACAUGGAAUUGUUCUCUAUUUUGCUUGGAUUUUCUGGCUGUGUUCUGAUUCUGGGCUUUGGGGGUGUAGUGGGAGGUGGGGAACAAAGGCUUUCACCAGCAUACAAGAGUCUGAUUGUACAGAAACACCUGCCAUAUUAAUGUUUCCGCCUGUAGCUCAAGAUGAGCUGUUUUUGCCCUCGGAACAGAAAUACCUGAUCUUGGCUAGCUUAAUCUGUUGGUUUUCAUUUGCAUUUCCCUCUGCAAAGUCAGAAAACUAUCCUGUUGUUUUGUCAACUUAGGCCAAGACUAGAUUCCUCCUAGUCUCUUGGUGGCUGAGGCUCACGGCGUGUUUGAUAAAAGGUGAUGGUGGGUUCUCAGGGGAGGGUGCUGUGUGUGGGGUGGAAUUGGACAGAGGGGCUGAGGUAUGGGGAAGCUCAGACAGGUUAGAAGGUGGAAACGAAAGUUCUGAAGAAGCGGUUUCUGAGCAAGUCAGGUGGUCCAGGGCCAGAGCAGUCCGUCACCAGUUGCCUCAGCUGACUUGGAAGGCAGCUGUGAGAGCCCCGCACUUGCAGCCUGCUGUUAGAGGUGCAGUGUGGACAGCAGGCCAGAGCCGGAAGUGCAUUUGACAAUUGUAAGCAUAGGCGUUUAUAUUCAAAGGGAAGACACGAUCUGACGCAUGAAAAAGGCCAACUGCCAGUGUCUUGAUAGCUCUUUUUUUUUUUUUUUUUAAAGAAGUGUCAAAGGAUACUUCUAGUCCAGUGCGUGACCUGCUUCGGAGGUCACAUCUCCCGUUGCCACCAGUGACUUCUCAAACCUGGCCACACAGGAAGGCGGAGGCGCGUGGUGGCCCACCUGGAGACCCAGCUGGCUUUGCACAACCCAGUGGCUUCGGAACAGCCAAGCAAACAGUCCCGAUUGCUUGUAGCAGCCGUUUCACUGGGGAUCUUAAGAACUGAUCUAACAGCCUGGGUUAUUUCUAGUAUGGGGGGGGGGGAUGAGGGUGUGGGAGAGUAUGGGGUUGGGAAGUGUUUAGUUGUAGAGUAGUAAUCCUUAAGGGGACUUAGCCUGCAGGCAAGAAGGCACACCAACAUUGCUGCGUUCCCCCAGUUGCUGGGGGAGAGAGUUUGACACAGCAAGCACAGGGCCGCCCUGGCAUCAAGAUGCCUUUAUUAGGAAGUGGAUCAGCCCUUCAUUUUGUGGAAAUCUUUCUCCUUCUUCCUCUUGAAAACUAAGUUCUGAAAUAGAGUUUAUUGUAUCCUCCAUUACUUAAAAAGAUCGCUCUUUCUCACUAGGGGCAGUUCACAUAGGCAAGAAUAGUCCACAGUUGGUUUUAAUGUUACAUCACUUUGCCAUCUAUUAAACUAAUUUCUACAAGUUUUUUUUUUUUCCAUCCUAAACCACAAAUCAUGUAAUUAAUCAUUUGCCUGUUUAUUUAUGAACUAAUUGUGAUUCUUUUAUUAAUAAAAGCUAAUGGAAAAGGAUCCUUUAUUAAGCUGAUGACUAGACCCAUUAUUAAUUUUCCUGCAGCAUUAUGAAGAAGUAUUGUACCAGAGUAUUAAAAAAGAUAUGUAAUAUUUUAUUGAUAAAUCUAUCCUUUAAAAGGAGAACGUUUUAGGAUGCCAUCAUUUUGAUGUGAAUCAUGUAAAUGUUGAUAAUAUGUUGUUUAUUAUACAUUUAGUGGUCCAAGAGACCCAGCCAUUGCCUUUUUGCCCACUUAUAUCAUGGAGUCUAUUUGCAAUUGUUUUUUUUUUUAAACAGUGACAUUAAAAGAAUAGUUUAUGUAGAGAAACAUUAGUGAUGUUAAUUGUCUCCCCACCUGUAUUUAUGGGUGUUAGUUCAACUGCUUUGCUAGUUUCAAAGCUGUAUUAUCAGAGUAUAAGUGUAUUUGUAAACUGUAUGGGAACUAAAAGUUAGGAAUAAAACCAUUUUCUUA
Molecule: messenger RNA, 6260 nt
Organism: Ochotona curzoniae (black-lipped pika)
Lineage: Eukaryota; Metazoa; Chordata; Mammalia; Lagomorpha; Ochotonidae
Gene: PTPN11
Product: protein tyrosine phosphatase non-receptor type 11
Exons: 16
Coding region: 172-1965 (597 amino acids)
Biological process (GO): protein dephosphorylation
Molecular function (GO): protein tyrosine phosphatase activity
Source: RefSeq, a predicted model, not a curated record